AUGCAGCGCCAUCUCAGUAAUCAAUAUCCAAGCAAGCAACAAACUCGUCGAUCUGACUGCAAUCUCAGUGGCCCUGCCAAGGGUUACAUCGAGGCCCUUGAGCAUCGUCUUGCAGUUACCGAGGCAGUGCUUCUGCAGCUCCUUCAGGUGUCAGAUGACGCCGUCUUGCAAGACGCGUUUAAACAUGAGCCCAGCAAGCGGACAGACGUCUUAAAUACGGCUGCCACCGCAACGACAACUGACGCGGCAGGGCGAAUAGAGGCCAAGAAGACGGGCACAAUUGCCCACUGGGACAACUUCCCCUUGAACACGGCAGACGAGGUGAAGCGCUGGGCAAGCGAAGUCCUCGGCCGCGGCUCAGAUGACUUGGAGACGAACGGAACGGCCCGUGAAGACACCGAUCCGAGGUCAUUCAAAACAUAUCCCGUCCCACCAGAUCCGCUGUCAAGGAACCUGCCCGAGGUGAGCUCGAGAGCUAGUGCCGAGGUGUUUCCCCCACGGCCGAUGGAACCAACUGCUACGGCUCUUCCGACGGCUACAGAGCCUGCUUUGGCUUCUAGCACGACUUUUGUAAGGGAGAUGAUGUCGGGUGAAGUGUUUGAUUUGUCCCAAGAUUUUAGACGGCAAUUUGUAUGGUAG
Molecule: messenger RNA, 639 nt
Organism: Trichoderma virens Gv29-8
Lineage: Eukaryota; Fungi; Ascomycota; Sordariomycetes; Hypocreales; Hypocreaceae
Exons: 1
Coding region: 1-639 (212 amino acids)
Source: RefSeq, a predicted model, not a curated record